GUGCUGGUAUUACAGGCAUGAGCCACUGCACCUGGCCAAAAAUAUUUUAUUUAUAUUUGUCAGCAACCAGCAAAGGUGUAAUAUUUUAAAAGAUAACAUUUAUAAUAGCAUCAGGAAUAUAAAGUAUCCAAGAAUUAAUCUAACAAAAGGUGUACAAGACCUUUAGAUGGAAAAAAUUAUAAAAGGAAAGAUGGUGCAUAGAUCCAACCCUAAAGUUCGUGUUUGUGGUUGCUUAAGGCAAAGAACCUCUGACUUCAGUAAGGUGAUGUCUGAGUCUUAGGAAAACCUCCGUCAGCCUGUCCUGCCAUAGUGUGCCCCAUGCAGGGUGAGCAGGGACAGUUUGGGCAACACCUCCACUGGCUGAUCAGCUUCGGCGUUUCAGAUGUGGUGGUUUUCCCCUUGAAAGCUCCUCCUCAUUUCUGAAGUAGCUUUAUGUGGAUAGGGCAGCAGGUGUUACAGUCUACCUCUUCCUGGCCUGCAAAAUCAGAUCAUCCUCAGAGGAACAAGGUACAUGCCAGCCCUAGAGGAAUUUAAUUUUCCAAGUGACUGUAAACUAGAAGACACAUCAUCAUAUCUUGGAAAUCUUGCAUAGAACUUCUGCUUGCUGACUGCACCUGUAGGAGGCAAGAAAACACAGGAGGGCGUUUUGCCGCCGCUGCCAAACCAGUCCUGGGCGCUCUUGUGUCCAGCUAUGUACUCACCUGAUGGAGAGCUUAAACUCCCUUUGAGUGCCCUUUGAAUUUGAUACCACAGAGACUGAAAUUCUCUGGGAGCAUGGCUGGUUGGAGAUGAGAAGUUUUUUCACAGAAGCACCUGGUCACCUCACCUCUGGCACAGGCCACAGAGGACAGUGGGACUGAGUGAGUUUUAGAUUACUGAUGUGCAUAGAAGCAGAAGCCACCUGCCACAACCUGGAUUACUGCCGCUGGCAUCAGAGCAGACAACCUCAAAUGUGACCACACUACAGCCUGUACACAAGACAGUUUAUCUUGUCCAUGGGAAUGUGAAACCAAGGGAGAGAAUCAAAAUACAGACUUGAGUCCGAAGCCAUUAAUUUCAGAGGAAACAGUGAUUCUGGGGAAAACACCCUUGGGGAGGAUUGAUCAAGAAAAUAAUGAAACAAAGCGAAGCUUCUUUCUGAGUCCAAGCUCUGUUGACCACCGUGAAGUUCAGGGCUUAAGCCAAAGCGUGCCACUCACUCCACAGCAGGCAGUGCCUAGUGGAGAGAGGCCCUACAUGUGUGUUGAGUGUGGGAAGUGCUUUGGCCGGAGUUCUCACCUCCUUCAGCAUCAACGUAUCCACACUGGAGAGAAGCCCUAUGUGUGCAAUGUGUGUGGGAAGGCCUUCAGCCAGAGCUCAGUCCUUAGUAAACACAGGAGAAUUCACACAGGUGAGAAGCCCUAUGAGUGUAAUGAGUGUGGAAAAGCCUUUAGAGUGAGCUCAGAUCUUGCUCAGCAUCACAAGAUACAUACGGGAGAGAAGCCUCACGAAUGUCUUGAGUGUCGGAAAGCCUUCACUCAGCUCUCACAUCUCAUUCAGCACCAGCGGAUCCAUACGGGAGAAAGGCCGUACGUGUGUCCAUUGUGUGGGAAAGCCUUCAACCAUAGCACUGUCCUGCGGAGCCACCAGAGGGUACACACUGGGGAGAAGCCUCACAGGUGCAAUGAGUGUGGGAAAACCUUCAGUGUGAAGAGGACACUGCUGCAGCACCAAAGGAUCCACACCGGGGAGAAGCCCUACACGUGCAGCGAGUGUGGGAAGGCCUUCAGCGACCGCUCAGUCCUCAUUCAGCACCACAACGUGCACACCGGGGAGAAGCCCUAUGAGUGCAGUGAGUGUGGGAAGACCUUCAGCCACCGGUCCACCCUGAUGAAUCACGAGCGGAUCCACACCGAGGAAAAGCCCUAUGCAUGCUACGAAUGCGGGAAGGCCUUCGUUCAGCACUCACACCUGAUCCAGCACCAGAGAGUCCACACUGGGGAGAAACCCUAUGUGUGUGGUGAAUGUGGGCACGCCUUCAGUGCACGCCGGUCUCUGAUUCAGCAUGAGAGAAUCCACACGGGUGAAAAGCCCUUCCAGUGCACAGAAUGUGGCAAAGCCUUCAGCCUAAAAGCAACUCUGAUUGUGCACCUGAGGACUCACACGGGCGAGAAGCCCUAUGAGUGCAAUAGCUGUGGGAAGGCCUUCAGCCAGUACUCAGUGCUCAUCCAGCACCAGCGAAUCCACACAGGCGAGAAGCCCUAUGAGUGCGGGGAGUGUGGGCGUGCCUUCAACCAGCACGGCCACCUAAUCCAGCACCAGAAAGUGCACAGAAAGUUGUGACCCAUGGCUGACACAAGAAUCCAUUCUCACAGAAACGGCACGUGGAACCACAAGCAGCCUUCAGCCCAAGAGAAGUUUCUGUUAACUCUAUAGGAAGCCUUUCUUUGGUGAUUCAGUGUCACAAAAUAACUCAAAAAAGAAGCACUUAGCAUGCUGUUCCUGUGGAAAAACUUCAGAGACUGCCUGUUUUAUUUUCCUCAACAUCUUGAAGUUAUAUUGGAGAGUAAUCAUAAAAUUGUAGUGAAUUUUGGUAAAAACAGCCAUAAUUUUUUCUUUGACAUUAGUUUAUUUGAACUAAGGGAAUUUAAGGCAUAAGAACUAUUAUCCCAAUAAAAUCUUACAUUCCAAAUAAAGUUCUUUUUCUAAGAACAUUACAUGCCCUUCCUAAAUGUCAAUUAACCAUACUAAUUAUUGCACUUAAAAUUUGAAAGUUGGACUAUUUUCAGUAUUCUCUUAAAACACUAGUGUUAUAUGGAUAAAGUGAUAUAAAAAGAUAUUUUCAUCAAGUAUCAUGUGAAAUGGAUGGAAAGCCUAAGUGUGUAGAAACACCUGUUUUGUAUGAAAUAAGGAAAAAGUCUAAAGAUAUAUUAAUGAGAAAUUACAUAAAUUUAGAAAAUUUUUU
This is a messenger RNA of Cercocebus atys (sooty mangabey), 2944 nucleotides long. RefSeq names its product zinc finger protein 250 (gene ZNF250). NCBI's taxonomy places the organism in Eukaryota, Metazoa, Chordata, Mammalia, Primates, Cercopithecidae. The transcript has 3 exons. The record is from RefSeq and is a predicted model, not a curated record. Bases 1237 to 2322 code for a protein of 361 amino acids.